Molecule: messenger RNA, 2259 nt
Organism: Quercus lobata
Lineage: Eukaryota; Viridiplantae; Streptophyta; Magnoliopsida; Fagales; Fagaceae
Product: wall-associated receptor kinase-like 9
Exons: 3
Coding region: 38-2245 (735 amino acids)
Biological process (GO): protein phosphorylation; cell surface receptor signaling pathway
Cellular component (GO): plasma membrane
Molecular function (GO): ATP binding; calcium ion binding; polysaccharide binding
Source: RefSeq, a predicted model, not a curated record
UUAAAGUCCGCUUGUUGUGAGUGACACCCGCAAAGAAAUGGCUGUGCAGUUGGUUAUGCAAGCUUUCAUGCUUCUGCUUACAUACGAAUUAGCAGAAGCAGCACCUCCUAUAGCAAAACCCAAUUGUAAAAGUAGGUGUGGAAACCUUCAAAUUCCAUACCCAUUUGGAAUUGGACCCGAUUGUUACUUGGACAAGUGGUUCGAAAUUGUUUGCAAUGGAACUGGUGGCUCUGCUCAAGCCUUCUUAACAAGUAUUGAUAAGGAGGUGCGGCAAAUCAAUAUUAUUAGCAAUUCAAGUACCAACAAAUUUAUUGUGCCUACAGUUCAGGUCCAAGUGCCAACAAUUUAUUCCAAGUAUUGUAGGUACCCGGGAAAUCACAGCAUCAUCAACAUCACAGGUAGUCCUUUUCACUUCUCCCAUUAUCAUAACACAUUCGUUUCUGUCGGCUGCGACAACAAUGCAAUUAUAGCAAAUAUUUUUCCUAAGGUUUUCGGAUGCGAGUCGGAUUGCAAGAAAGACAUGAAGGUAGAAAAAGAAGUUAAAUGCUCGGGUUUGAACUGCUGCGAGUCGACGAAUAUCCCUUCAAAACUUCAAACAUUUGAUGUUAUUUUCAGAAGUAGAAACAAAUCAAAUGACAAAGACGAAGGGAUAAAGCAUUGCAAAUAUGCCUUCCUAGCAGACAAAGAGUGGUUGGAGAAAAGCAAACGAGAUCCCUCUUCUGUGCAAUAUUGGGAAUACGUUCCUGUGGUGCUGGAGUGGGCCAUACUUCUCCGGAACAACAAUUCACAUAAGUUGUAUCACUUCCUCGAAGGUAGGCGCAAAGUCAGUUGUUAUAUCUCUGACGAGAACAAAGACUACUUCUACAGCUUUUUUUGUCACUGUGCUCCCGGAUACAAAGGAAAUCCUUAUGUUGAUGGUGGAUGUGAAGAUAUUAAUGAAUGUGAAGAACAUCUCAAUAAUUGCAAAAGCAAGUUGGAUUGUGAGAACACAGAAGGUGCUUAUAAUUGUGAGAAGCGAAAAUCUAAAUUGAAGAUCGUCAUUGUAGGUUUUGGUACAAGCCUUGGAGUAUUAUUUCUACCAACUACAUGGGUUUUAUACAAACUGAUUAAGAAGAGAUACAAAAUCAAGCUCAAGAAAAAGUUCUUCAAAAAGAAUGGCGGUUUAUUGUUACAACAACAAUUAUCUUCAACUGAAAAUAAUGUUCAAAAUACAAAAUUGUUCAAUUCCAAGGAGUUGGAAAAGGCAACAGACCAUUUUAGUAAAGAUAGAAUAAUUGGAAAGGGUGGACAAGGUACUGUUUACAAAGGAAUGUUGGGUGAUGGACAAAUUAUUGCAAUAAAAAAGUGCAACAUUGUGGAUAAAGCCAGUCUCGAACACUUCAUAAAUGAGAUUGUCAUUCUUUCACAAAUCAACCAUAGAAAUGUGGUUAAGCUACUUGGGUGUUGUUUGGAGACAGAAGUUCCUUUGUUGAUAUACGAAUUCAUCCCAAAUGGGACACUUUUCCAAUAUAUCCAUGAAGAAAAUGAAGGGAUUCAAUUAACAUGGGCUAUGCGCUUAAAGAUUGCCAUAGAAAUUGCAGGAGCUCUUUCCUACCUACACUCAACAGCUUCUUUAGCAAUUUAUCAUCGAGACAUAAAGUCCACAAACAUACUUUUAGAUGAAAAGUACAGAGCCAAAGUAGCGGAUUUUGGGACAUCAAAAAUGGUGAAGAUUGACCAAACUCAUGUAACCACCCAAGUUCAGGGAACUUUUGGGUACUUGGACCCAGAAUAUUUCCAAACAGGUCAAUUUACAGAAAAGAGUGAUGUGUAUAGCUUUGGAGUAGUCCUUGUUGAGCUCUUAACCGGAGAAAAACCUGUUUCUUCAACAAGGUCGGAAGAAGGUAGAAGUCUAUCUGCAUAUUUCAUUCUUUCAAUGGAAGAAAACCGUCUCUUUGAUAUUCUUGAUGACUGUGUAAGGAAAGAAGGUGAUAAAGAAGACAUCAUCAUAGUUGCUAAUCUUGCAAAAAAAUGUUUGCACUUGAAUGGGAAAGAACGUCCUACAAUGGGGGAGGUCGCAAUGGAAUUACACGGAAUCCAAAAAAAAGAUACUAAUGGUCAAGAAAAUUAUGAAGAACUUCAUAUUGUUAGAAGCAAAGAAAUUGAUCCUUCAUAUGCUUGCUCUACAUCAACACAAUCAUAUUCAGAAAUUGCUUCAUCUUCGUCAUCAAUUGUCCUACCAUCAUCAUCUUUCAAAUCACUAUGAUUAAUAAACUAUUU